Messenger RNA from Dinoponera quadriceps, 6450 nucleotides. RefSeq lists its product as uncharacterized. The coding region runs from base 509 to 4225 and encodes 1238 amino acids. Lineage: Eukaryota; Metazoa; Arthropoda; Insecta; Hymenoptera; Formicidae. Gene Ontology annotation, biological process: mRNA 3'-end processing. Gene Ontology annotation, molecular function: RNA polymerase II complex binding. The transcript is spliced from 8 exons. The record is from RefSeq and is a predicted model, not a curated record. Gene Ontology annotation, cellular component: RNA polymerase II, holoenzyme.
GUUCCGGAAAGAUGGCGGACUCUUGUUUUCAAGAUCAUUCUCACGGAGCCCGAGGACAAUUUUGAGACAUAAUCUCGCGAAAGUUGACAUGUCGCGCGUGUGAUAAUCUCAGCCACGAUAGUUCGUCGCUGCGAGAGUUCGUGCGCGUGCGAGAUCGCGACGCUCGUGCCCACCGGCGUCUUCUCGGUGAGCAAGCGUGCAGCACGCAGAGUUCGGUGUCAUCGAGUGAGUAUCGUUCCGACGGUCUGGCCGGUGCCUCCAGAGGCUCGAAAUACGGUGGCUCGCAACUCGGUGAAAUGGUUGCGCGCCACCACUGGUCGCUCUAACCCCAACAGUGUUUGUGAUCUCAACGCGACCGCCAACGACGCGAUUUGGUUAGGUCGCUUUGCUACUGGCUCCGUACGUAUGAUACCGGAGCAGAGUGUUCCUCCCGGUGGUUCACGUUACGAUGUAACGCACGAACGUCGCGGAAGUGAACUGAUUGUUGGAUAAGACGCGCGAACUCACGAUGGCCAAUGGCGAUUUCGACGUGGAGCUCUUCGAGCGAAGGCUCCACACACUGAAGGACUCCCAGGAGUCCAUACAAGGGCUUUCCGCAUGGUGUCUGGAGAGAAGGCAGCAUCACAAGAAGAUUGUCGCCACUUGGUUGCAGGUUCUGAAGAAAGUAAAAGUGGAACAUCGUCUUACAUUGUUCUACCUGGCAAACGAUGUUAUUCAGUAUUCGAAACGAAAAAACUUUGAAUUCGUGGAAUCGUGGGGCACCACUCUGCAACGUGCGACGACGAUGGUUCGGGAUGAGAAGGUGAAACAUCGUAUACUGAGAAUAUUCAAAAUCUGGGACCAACGGCAGAUCUACAACGAGGAGUUUCUCGCUGACCUGUCCGGCUUGAUCUCAGCUGCCCCGAAAAAGAAACUGGAUCCCCAACCGACUGCUCCAACUGAAGAAUUUCAACCAGCUCUGCUGAUCUCAACGAUGAGGUCUUGCACGACUCUGGAGCAAGCAACCGAUGCGAGGUUACGCGAUUUACGGGAAAGUAACAUAGACAUAGAAAACGCGGAAGAACUAUGCUCGUCGUUAAAAGACAGGAGACGUGUUGAGGAUGCCGAGAAGGAGGUUGAAUUGGCUGUACGGAACGUUGAAAAUUACGUACGUGCGUUAGACGCGGAGAUUAGGGAAAGAACACAAGUGGUCGAGUUGUUGGAGCAGGCCGAUCAGUUUUACGAGACUCAACGCGGAGAAGUUAAAAUAGUGUCAAAUGCGUACCGGAAUUUCGGUAGCCGUGUGAAAAACCUGAAGAAAAAACUGGACGAACUGCUGCCGACCUUAGUCUCCCCGAUACCAUCGCCCGAUGUGAACGCGCCUUCGCCGAGUCCCGACAGUGACAUAGAACUUCCGGGAGACGAGACCCAAGCAACGAAUCCGUCGGGAAUCAUCGACGUGGCGCCGCCGACUCUCUACGGGUCGUAUACUCACGAUUACGAUCCUAUACCAGUACCCGCCCCCGAGAUGACACAGGCCAACGAGUCAGGGGACUUUACCAAUAAUUUCCCUUCCUUCAUAGGGGGGAAUAUGGAUUUUGGUAACAUGAGAAACUUGUUCAACGAAAGGCCCACGACGCCAUCUGGAAUGUCUCAACAAUACAAUGAUUCUAUAGAGGCGAAACCUAUAGAGGUGAUCAAUAUGAGACCUUCGAAGAACGAAAAGAGCAACUCGGAGUUCAACGUGUCUAGUUUCCUGAAAACUCUCCUCCCGUCCUCCGACGGGACGCCGGACCCGGGUGCUAUACCGGGUCUGGGCUUGGACGCGUCCGAAAGCCAAGUGGAUUCGCCGCAACGUCCUAACUACAGGCACUCACCCGGGUUAGGGCAACUACCCGUAACGCCUGUGAUCUCAAGAAUGAUCGGUAGUCAGGGUGCAUCAUCCCUUGGCGGUUUGAACAACUGCCAGAUGAGUCAUAGUACCCCGUUGCCCGUUCGCAAUUUGUCUGGUGAAUCACACACACCUUCUCCGUAUUCCAGUCAAAACAGUCAGAGCAAUAUAACCGGUCCCUUCGACGGUCCCGCGAACACCAACACAGUUAAUCCUUUACCUCCUCCACCCUUACCGCCCAUCUUUCUCGACGACGAGAACUGCUACAACAAGCUGCCACCCAAGUUCCCCACGUGGACACCGCCGAACGAGAGCGUCAAGGAGCCGGCCAAAUGGGAAGAGAAGGGAAAGAACAGCGUGAAUCCCACGUGGCCCGGCGGCGAAUGCGACGACAAAAACAAGAGCUCGUGGAUGGACGGCGAAGCGGACAGGUGGGAUUCCAAUAACGACCCCGCGUGGCCGGGCAGGACGAAAAACGAGAUACUGUCCGAGACCCCGGAAUCACCGCCCAUAUACGAGAAGGCCGGUUUCGCCGAGCCGGUCGAGUACAACGAGCCGCAGCCGCAAGAGUCACUGAGUACCACCGGGGACGUGGAUCACAGAGUGAUUCCGAUCCCGUUGGCCGGCGAGAACCAGUUGUCAUAUCGUCUGAUGAAAGCGGCGGACGUAGAUCAUCGCAAUCUGAUCAGUCUUACCGGUAGUCCCGCGAAUCACAACAGCCUCGGCGACUCGUCGCUCUCCUCUUUGCCCAACAACAAUAAUCUGUGGUCCACCGUCGACCAGGAUUACCGACGGCACAUGCAGCCGGGCGACAUCGUCGAAAGCGUCGACAUGGAGAUGUCGGACGACGAGAACGAGAGCAAGCCGAAGGGCAGGGUUCUGGUAGACCUGAGGUUGCAGGACCGCGACAUGCGCGUGGGCGCGCCGGCGCACUUAGACAUGGACAUGCGCAUGAUACCGCUUCCCACCGGACAAAUGCCUGGUUCGCGCGGUCAGCUCGUGCAAGGCGUUCGUCUGAUGCACGCGGGCCCACCCCCGCCGCCCCCGCCGCCGCAGUUUCACCAGAGCUUUCGGCAGGAGCAGUCGAACUUCCACCGCGGCCAGCCGGUUGAUUUUCACCCGAAUCAGUCCAACUUCCACCAGAACCGACCACCGCCGAACUUCCUGCCGAGCACGCAGGACUUUCGUCCGCAGCACCAUCAGCAGGACUUCCAUCCUUCUCAGCAGGACUUUGACUAUCGCGACAGACAGCACGACAUCCGGCCUCAGCAGGAUUUCUCGACGGACCCGUCCGGCAGGUACCCGACGGACCAUCAACUCCGCGACGGCUCGCCCUUUCACAGGAUCGACAGGGGCCGCGGUGGACGCGGAUUCCCGCGCAAUCGCCGGGAUCGAUAUUCCGACGAUCACAUGAUGAAGCAACGGAAUCUGGUGAACAGUCGCAAGUCGAGAUCGCAGGAUCAGCAGUCGUCGCCUGAGAUCUUGCCGAACAGUCGGCCGCUGCUGCUACCACCGCCCGACACUAUCGUCAUUCUCGACGACGAAGGCAUGCCGAUCGGCAUGCCGAUCGGCAUGCCGGACUUUAACGCGGGCGACAACGCGGCGUCGUCCGGCAAUGUGACGAAGGAGCCUCAGGAACGCGACGACGGCGGUCAGAGCGCAGUGUUGCAGGCACGCCGUACGUCGCACGACACGCCGAGCUCGCAGGAUUCCGAGCGAAACCAUCCGGUAGGCUCGAGUCUCCCACCGUCUGAUCACGAACGGGCGCCGUCCUCAACCGGGUCGGACGAUCAGCAGCCGAUGAAUCAAGUGACAGUCAUUCCGAUAACGACGAACGACGCGCAACAAAACCAGUACGUUCCCGUUUCAGAGUACGAGGAGCAUGUAGAUUCGGAGCCGACGGAGAAGACGGCCGACGAUAACGGGUCGGUGCACGAGGGGCAGGACGCGAGUUUCGCGGAGGACGAGCAGUUGACGGGCGAGCAGCUGGGCGCGAUCGUGCCGAGCAACGAAUUGAAGAGGCCACCCGCGAACGGCAGUUUCGACGAGCAGAGCCACGAAGAUGGGAGCAGCUGCAACAAGAAGAGGACUCUCUUGCCGAACGGACCGCCGACGGAGCCGCACCCGGUGAUGUACGACGGCCCGCCGUCGCCGAACUUUCGGCCGCGCACACCCUUCCCACCCUGGCGCGGUGGACCUCCCAGAGGGAGCAGAGGAGGGUUCAGAGGCGGACCGCGGGCUCCGUGGUUGGACAGAGGGCCGCGCGGACCUGCGAACUUUCCGCCGAGGGGACUGAAACGCGGACAGUUCCGCGGUACUGCUUUCAGAGGCCGAGGACGAGGCAGUAAUUGGUAGAGUUAGGUUCGCGCAUCCAGCCGUGAUUUGGCUCAAUGACAGAAAUGACGGGCGACCGGGUGACUUUGCCGAACUUUGCGAGAGGCAACGCUCACUGAGAAAACGCCUUUUCUACUCUGUAAAUAACACGACGGUCUCGCGAGUCGCCGCGGCACGCAUAGCGCUGGGCUUUUAUGGGUGACGAGCGCGCUCGCACACACCUGCAUAUAUACAUACGUUAUACACAGAGGCACGCGCGGUCGUGUCCAGACGGUAAGAUCUUCCGUGUUGAAUGUUCACACAUACACACAUACACACACAUACACUUCCGUGUGCGAUUCAUUUCGCCUAUAUAAAUAUAUAAAUAAAAAAACUAUCUAGGUGUAUAUAUAUAUACACAUAGAUGUAUAUAUAUAUAUAUACACAUAUACAUAAAUAUAAAUAUACGUAUACAUGUUUCGUUAAAAUCUUAGAAGUGUUAUCGAAGCGGCUUGCGCGCGCGCACAUACACACACACAGACAAAACAUAGACACAUGCACGUGCGCAUGUAUUUGCUAUUAUCGAACUCGAUAGUAAUUAGAACCACGUAUGAUGACUCGAGAUGCGGUACGCUGAUUAGUCACUCUGAUGAUAAUGACCACGCUACACACUCCUUCGAUUAGAUUUUCGUGUAAGAGGAACUUGUGUUAUUCGCGUAUGCGCCUAGAAGGGACGACGGGGUUUAAUGGUACGUCUCGUCGGAUGAGUCUACUCGUGGAAGAGCCGUUUCGGUGGGAGCAAGAUCGACAACUUUCGAGGGUUGGGAAUUGAAAUCCCGCGGAAUCGUGACGCUUUCAAUUCUCGACCGAGAGAAUUCACGCUGCAUAUUCGAUCGCUCGCAGCGAUCGAUUCCACGGGUCUCCUAUUAUUUCCUUUCCUCGCACGCAAAAAUCGCGUCCUCCCCUUUCAUCCUCGCUUGCCUUAUCCACCUCACUUGUCCAUGUUUCCUGUCGUUUGGUUGAGGUCCGUUUAUAAGAAGAAAAAGAAAGGAAUGGAGAAAUACAGGCGUGUCUCAACGAACCCUUUCAAAUGUAUUAAUAAAAUAUAGUGUUUACGUUUUGGUUCGCUUCGUACAUUUCCCCUGUUAUUUCUGGAAUGUACUACGUAGCUGAAUGUUUCUCGAUAAGUCGUACCACGUUCUCGUGCAUAAAACGGCAAUAAACGAUGAGUCAUACCGAUCAUCAUCAGUUCAGAACGUAGUUUUCAAUUGUAUAUUUGUUUGCAAGAGAAAGUGGCAUGGUUCGAUACGUCGAUCAAUUCGCGAAUAGGCUAUCGAUAAGAUGCUCUGUAAUCGCUGAUAUUUUUUCGUGGUUGUGAUCCCGGCAAAAGGAGGAGAUGUAAAACGAACGAAACUACGGGACGAUAUGCUUGCUUCGUUAGUAAAGUAUGGAACGCUUCUGUCGUUUUGCGAUUGUUCGUCCAAUUGGAUGAACGUUAUCGUACGUCCUUUACGCGGAUGGACGAUGCACAUCGACGGUCGUGAGAAAAAGUUUAUAUUUUAACAACACUUCGAUUUAGAACGAUCGAUCUUGACUCUUUCAGUUUUGUCAACUAGUCAGUUCUACGUUUAUUUACGUUUCACCGAAAGCAAGCGAAUCGUUGCGGAGGAAAAAUACAGACGGUACAUCGAUAGUGAAUGCGCACAGGAAACAAGUGUAGCAAACGCAAAAAAAAUCCGUGGAACUAUAUGGUUGUUUAAUAAAAUAAUAACCGAGGACCUUCCUUCCAGCUCUCAAGUUGAUACGCAACCGUAUUCCCGCAUUCGAUACAACGCAUUUCGUUGGAUAAGUCACCUGUAAAUGUAUUUAAUUACUACGCACGUACAUUUUACCGAUCGUACAUUUUCUUUCACGAAAAGCUCGACACGAGAACGACAAGCGUCAUAUAUGUGUGUGCAUCCUCGUCAUUGAUUUUCUUUCGUAAACGCGCGACACCAAGAGACACGAAGGAAAUGCGAUAUCGUUCCAAUUUAUCGACCCGCCUUAUCACUCCUCGUCCGCUUUAUUUUUCCGACAUCUUAUGUGUACAGCAAUGAGUGUAUUAAUUACACGCUCCGUACGUGCGUGGAAACGAUGUUUAUCAAUCGGCACGAGACAAAAUGAAUCCCUCGAUCCUCCGCAAUGGGAGGAGAUGAACGUGCGGGGAAGCAUGUAAAAUGCGCGUGGAAUACGGUCCAGAUGCGAUGUAAUAAAGAGGGUGGCGUGGA